CUGGCACCCUGGGCCAGAAGCCGACCGGGAAACCCCGCCCCCGGCGGAAGUCCGAUCUCACAGGAAGUCCCGCCCCUGUGCCGUACGGAGAUCCGGGAGCUCGCUAGGGACGGUGCGCUAGAGGGACAAACUGCAUUGUCGGGGGAGGGGGUUGAUUCCGCUUUGCGGCUUUCAGCCUGGGGCUUUUCGUUUCUUCCCGAUACUUUGUGGUUAUUUUCGUAGAAGGACGCUCCAGUUAGCUCACAGGCUGUUUCCGUGGUAGUCCACGCUCAUUCUGGAACUGAGUGGGGUCUACCCCGCGCCGAAGGCGUCCAGCGCGCCGGUGCCCUUCCGCUCCGAGAGUGGCUGGCGCGGGCGGACGUCACACAGGGACGUUCCAGCGCGCCUGGAGCCCGCUGCCUGUUUGCAGAAGCCCUCGGUGGGAAAAGGUGGACAGGGGUUCUUCCUCCCUCAGGGCCAGUGUGGGGGUAGGAAGAUCGCAGUUCUUAGCGUGGGUUCCAGAAAUUCUCUGGAUCAUGGAGUUGAGCACACUUACGUGUCUCACAAAGUUUGGUGCAUUGUUUUGAGGUGAAAAUGAAAUACGUGCUUUUAAAAAGUUUAGGUUUGUCACACGACUGAAAAAUAUUAAAAAGAGUUUUAUAAUAAGAGUUUCUUGACAUAUCAUCUACUUUUAAACUGCUUUAGCGUGUCUGCGAAAUAGCUCUCCAAACAGUUGAGCUUUCCAUCAUUCAGCACAAAGGAACAAGGACUCUGAAAAUUUUUGGACAUCAUCCCUGGCAUUACAAAAAAACAAGUUUUGGUCAUUACCACCAGAUCCUGUACAUUUUGGAGUGGAGACACCUCAUGAAAAAUUAGAAAGCAUGUCAGAAUCGGAUGCCUUGAAUUUCAGUGGUCUUUCUGAAGAUUUAACUCACUCAGAUUUUCCCUGCUGUAUGGAAACAAGCCUCAGUGCUUCAGACUUGCCUCAGAAUGAAACAAAAAAUGCAAAGAGGGAAAAUGAGUCUAAACCCAUACUUUCUGAAGAUAUUUAUAGCACUCGAGACAGUUCAGGUGAUAUCAACAUUGGAAGUUACUCACAGAAGAUUCAAAUUGAGCCUAUUAACACCUGCAUUUCUUCGUUGAGACAAUUUGAACCCAUUUGCAAAUUUCAUCAGCUAGAAGCAUUUAAUGAUGAAAUGACAACAUUUCAAAAUCUAACAGAAGGCUUUUCUUACAUGGAGAAGCCAGAAUUGCAAAGCCAUGUGUAUAAUUAUGCAAAAGAUACCAAUAUAAAGCAAGAUUUAUGUAAGGAAGAAAAUCCAAUGGAAACUAGCAUUUCUGCAAAUAAAGACCAGCUUGCUCAAGAGUGUGUCAGACAGUCUCCUCAAAGUCCACAUCUACUCCAAUGCAAUGGAGAGACACUGCAGUUUGUGGAAAAGUCACUGGCUAAAAGCACAGCUAUGGAAUCUGCCUUCAACCCUAGUCAACCUCAGAGCUUUUUGUAUAAAGAAGGUGUCCUCAGAAAUUAUGAAAACCCAUUUUUUAAGGAGAAUAGCUUUAGGCUGCUUGAUCAGAGAGUUAAUUAUAAAACAGAAGAGACUGAAGUUUCUUCAAAAGAAAUACAAAAUCCUGAGGAGAUUCCUGAGAUGUCAGUCAGUCAGCAGGAAGAAGCCAUAGCAGGAAAUGCGGAAAGCCCAGAGAUUGUCUUAAGUUGGUCUCCAGGCAUCUCCAAGAGUGGGGGAAAUUCUUGGGAGAACUGCCUGACACCUGACACAGAGCAAAGCUUGGAAGGCUUACAGCCUUUAGAAGAGGACAUGGCUUUAAACGAAGCCUUACGGAAAUUGAAAUACACAAACAAAACACAGCAGGUGCAGAUCCAGGACUUCCAGUGUAAGAACCUGCAUUUAGAGAAGAAAGUUAAAGAACUAGAGAUGAAGAUUACCAAACAGCAGGUGUUCAUUGACAUCAUAAAUAAGCUAAAGGAAAACAUCGAAGAAUUAAUUGAAGACAAAUACAACAUAAUCCUAGAAAGGAAUGAUAUUAAGAAGAAAUUACAGAAUUUGCAAGAGAUUUUAGCUAACACCAAAAAACGACUUCAGGAAUCCAGGAAAGAGAAGGAAAUCUUACAGCUAGAAGUUAAAAAAGUCAAGGUCGGUUAUAUUCGUUUGCAGGAAAGGUGCAUUACUGAAAUGCAACAGAAAAAUAGAUCUGUAAAUCAGUGUAUAGAGAUGGACAAAACGUUAAGCAAGAAAGAAGAGGAAAUAAGAAGGCUGCAGCAACUUAAAGGAGAAAUGGAGAAAGCUACCACUUCUGCUUUGGACUUGUUGAAAAGGGAAAAAGAGACCCGAGAACAACAGUUCUUGUCUUUACAGGAGGAAUUCCAGAAACAUGAAAAGGAAAACCUGAAAGAAAAACAGAAAUUGAAAUUGAGAAUUGAGAAAUUGAUUCCUCAAGUUAAAAAUUUGCUAUUCACAUGUGAAAAAGAAAAGGCCAAGAAUUCACAACUCCAGCAGCAGAUCAGUGGAGUAAAAAAUGAAAAUGCAAAACUUCAGCUGCAGGUUUCAAAGAGUGUCCCUAAAUUUGAGAGAGCUCAGCUAAUGGAGUCAUUAGAGGAAAUAAUGGAGCCAGUUGUUACCAAGGAUGCUGAGAUGGUACCUUGUAAUUUGUUACUGAAUUGCUCACCUUAUGAAGAAGAGGGCUUGAAUACUACAGAUCUGAAAACUCCUCAGCUGACCUCCAAAAUUCAUAGUCUUCUGACUUUGAUGGUAGGACUUCUCACAUGUCAGGACAUCACCAAUCCUGAUGCAGACCAUUGCAAAGAAAGUGAGAAAGUUAAUGACAUAAUGCUGCAAAAAUUGAAGAGCCUUCAUCUUAGGAAGAUAGAUUUAGAUAAAGAGCUACUGAAACAUAAAGACAGAAUUACAACCUUUAGAGAGUUAAUUGCUAAUGAAAAAGCAUUUCAAGAUCACCUUAUUGAGGUCACAGAUUUUGAUUCUGAUGAAGCCAAGAAUAUCCAAGAUGUACCUCUCUUAUUGGGAGUCAAACUGGAUAAGUACCACAGUCUAAAUGAGGAGCUUGACUUCUUGAUCACAAAAUUGGGAGGUCUUCUGGAGUCAAAAGAAGUUCACUGCAACCGACUCAUUGAAGAGAAUGAUAAUUAUCAAAAAUAUUUAGGCAACUUAAUAAAUAAGGUUACUUCAUAUGAAGAAAUUAUCAAAUGUGCUGAUCAAAGGCUUGAGAUAUCCCACUUCCAAAUAGCACAUUUAGAAGAGAGAAAUAAACAUCUGGAAGAUUUAAUGAGAAGGCCCAGAGAGAGAGCCAGAAAACUGAGACCAAGAUUAGAAAAUCAUCCGAAGUCCAUGACCUUGAUGCCAAAUAUUUUUAAAGGAAAUAGAAAUGAUUUAUUUUAAACAAGACCGAAGAUUAAGCACUAGUCAUUUUCAUCAGCUACUCCAGGAAGAAUUAUUACUAAGUAUACUACUCCAGCUAAUCAUACAUAUGAUGUACUAAAAUCUGUAUACACAAUGAAAUUUUACAUUCCAAAAAAAAUGUGAUUACUUUUCUUCUAAUUUCUUCUUGUGACCAAUCAAACACAUUCUACUUCAACACAGAUGAAUGCAGUGGCUCUUUUGCCAAAUAUUCUCACAGAAUACCCUUCCAUAUUAUCAGGGGCUUAGUGAUGCACAAAGAUUUACUAACAGAUUUCACGUCAGCUGUUUGUUGUGCUAAAGACAUCUCUCCCUCUAGGCUGGAAGGCUCUUCUACCACAAACUCAAUUUAAAAGGACACUACUCUAAGAUCAUUUGGAAUAAAGUCUCAGAUAAAAAGAAAACUAGUUCUUAAGGCCUAGCCUUUAUAAUUUCUACCUUAACACAGUUUUGAGGAAUUGGUUCUGAAUUUCAACAAAGGAGCCAGAGACAACUGAUUUUGUGAAAUGUACCAGAAAUUAAAAAAAAAAAAAAAAAAAAAAAACCAUGUAUUAUCCUUUUGAUAAAACCCAGAACCAGGCUGAAAGUAUGGCUAUUAAUCAAAAUAUACCUUGAAUGGAAAGGAAGAAAUUAUUUUAUCUCACAAAAGUUAGUGUUAUGCUUACAUUAUGUACAAAAGGAAAAAUAUAUGUAGAGUAUUUAACCAAUUCUGAUAGAAAUGCUGUAUAAAUAAAAGCUAUUAUUGUUAUUUUUGUUAAGGAAUUGUAUGAGAUAGGUCUUAUAUGAAUUUGGACACAGAACGUUUGAUAAUUUCUCAAAUUCAGAAAGUUGGAACACUUGGGUAGGGAGAUGGCCUACUAGGGCCUCACAUGGGAGCCCAGACCCCUGCAGUCACAUGGCCCUGCAUGGUGGGUGGAACUGACCCAGGGUUUGGAGGGCACUGGGCUCUGAGGUGAAAGAGGAGGGGAAGCCCAGGCAGUGCUGGGUCAACUAGGAUUGGCAUAUUCAGCAAUUGAAUUAAUUUACUUUAAGAAAUAUGUGUCUUAUUUUUUAGUUUUCGGUGGACACAACAUCUUUAUUUUAUUUUUAUGUGGUGCUGAGGAUCGAACCCAGCGCCCCGCGCAUGCCAGGCGAGCGUGCUACCUCUUGAGCCACAUCCCCAGCCCAUGAAAUAUGUGUCCUAAUGGUUAAAACAUAAACUGAUUAAAUUUGACUUUUUUAAAAAAAGCACAUAAAAAGUUGGAACAUAACUAGUAACAAAUUAAACCAUGAGAAAUAUACAAUGAAUUGAGCAAUCUGUAGCAGUAACUGUUUAAUUUCAGAAAAUUAAGCAUUGAAAACUUUGAAGUGAUUCAAGCUGUGAAAAAGAGACAUUUCUUAUUAUCCAUGGGUUUCAUGGGAUCCUGUAGGGAAAACUAAAAUAUGAUAGGAGAAAGGCAACUAUUAAGAUAAAGAUAACUAAGUCUAGUUGAGCACAGUGGCAUACUCGUCUAAUUUCAGCGACUUGGGAGGCUGAGGUAGGAGAAUUGCAAGUUCUAGGCAGCCUUCACAAUUUAGCGAGGCCCUAAGCAACUUAGCAAUACUCUGUCUCAAAUUAAACAGUUAAAAGGGCUGGGGAUGUAGCUGAAUGAUAAAGUGCUUCUGGGAUAAAUCCCCAGUACCCACAUAAAAAUAAAAUAAAAUAAAACAGUUAAGCAGCCGGGAUGUUGCUCAGUGGUAGAAUAUCCCAGUAUUGUGGUGGGGAGGGGGAUAGCUAAGUCUGGAAUCUGCACACAAAUGGGAUGAAAUAGGUGGAAAGAAAGCAGUAACCCAGAUUGUCUACAAAUAGGGCUCUGUGAACAAAUACUGAUUUAAUGGGUAUUAUGAAACAUC
Molecule: messenger RNA, 5279 nt
Organism: Marmota monax (woodchuck)
Lineage: Eukaryota; Metazoa; Chordata; Mammalia; Rodentia; Sciuridae
Gene: Cage1
Product: cancer antigen 1
Exons: 14
Coding region: 861-3389 (842 amino acids)
Source: RefSeq, a predicted model, not a curated record